Molecule: messenger RNA, 2157 nt
Organism: Amaranthus tricolor (Joseph's coat)
Lineage: Eukaryota; Viridiplantae; Streptophyta; Magnoliopsida; Caryophyllales; Amaranthaceae
Product: organic cation/carnitine transporter 3-like
Exons: 1
Coding region: 325-1908 (527 amino acids)
Biological process (GO): transmembrane transport
Cellular component (GO): membrane
Molecular function (GO): transmembrane transporter activity
Source: RefSeq, a predicted model, not a curated record
UCAACAUCAAACAGGAAAAGAGGAAGUAUGAUUAUAUAUCUCUACAAUUUUCCUUAUUUAAUGCUUAAUUUAAAUUCCACUUUUCAAGAAAAGAUCGAAAUAAGUUUUAAUAAAUCCUGACCUAUUACAGUCUAGUUAUCAUGACUAGUGCUUUUGCUUCCCAUGCUAAUCGACAUCCCAGUUAAAUUGUGUCCUAGCUAGAAUAAUAACACCCAUCCUUCCUCUUAAAUACCUCUUAAAUCUCCUUCACAUAUCUCAACAACCCAAAAGGAAUUUCUUUGUUUUUAUAUCAUCAUUAAGUCUCAUAAAACCAAGCUCAAAAGUAUGGCCAAUUCAUCAUCUCCACUACUCACAAACCAUAAUGAUGAAGAGAAUACUAAUCCCUACAAUUUUUGUCACUCACCCCGAAACAAAAACACAUCAGUCAACGACAAAAUCGAGCAAUGCAUUGAAAACUUAGGAUGGGCGCAAAUAGUGCAAUGUCUUUUGGUUUCUCUCGCUUGGGCAUUUGACGCCCAACAAGCGUUUAUCUCUAUUUUUACUGAUACCGAGCCCUCGUGGCAUUGCACGACAGGCUCAUGUGGUGAUGAUAUAUGUAGCCUCAAGGGCCAGACUUGGGCUUGGGAUGCGCCCUUAGAAACAUCAAUUAUUUCGGAAUGGGGGUUACAAUGUGUGAGCUCGUUAAUAACAGGUUUACCUGCCUCGUCUUUUUUUAUUGGUUGUGUCAUAGGUGGUCUUGUGUUGGCUACCUUGGCAGACACAUGGCUCGGACGCAAAAAUCUUUUAAUACUAUGUACCCUAGCCAUGUCAUUAUCAGGCAUUUUCACAGCACUAUUUUCAAGUAAUAUAUGGAUUUACGCAUUUUUAAGAUUCGUUUCGGGCUUUGGUAGAGCAGCAAUUGGGACAUGUUCAUUGGUGUUGGCUACUGAAGUUGUUGGAAAACAAUGGCGAGGUCAAAUUGGGGUAAUUGGGUUCUUUUUUUUCUCAUUUGGGUUUCUCUCACUACCAGGGAUUGCUUAUUUAAAUCAAGGUCAUUCAUGGAGAAAUAUGUACAUAUGGACUUCAGCCCCAGCACUUAUCUAUAGUGUACUAGUAUUUAUAUUUGUUAAGGAAUCACCUCGGUGGCUACUUAUACGAGGACGGAGAGAAGAAGCCAUGGAUGCACUUAAAAAUUUCGCAACAUUACAUCAAAGUAGUCUUACUUUAAGUUUCUUCGGGGAGGAAGAAACCUCAUGCGGAAAUGACAUUAAUGUCUUCUCCGCAAUGAAAAAUAUGGUGUCAAGGGCAUGGGCCCUAAGACGAUUGAUAACCGUCUCAUUCAUAUCUAUUGGAAUUGGAAUGAUUUACUAUGGCAUGCCCUUAGCCCUAGGGAAUUUACCUAUGAACCUUUAUUUAAGUGUUUCCCUUAAUGCAUUGUCUGAAUUACCAGGGUUAUUUUUGACGUUUGUUUUGGUUGAUAGAUUAAGCAGGCGAUCUGCUAUAAUAGGGUUUACUUUAGUGAGUGGAAUCUCAAGUAUUUUUGUAGUAGGAGCAGGACAUUUUGCGAAAAAUAACGAGUAUAUAAUGUUCCUACAAAUUGGGUUUGAGAUGCUUUCAUUCUUAUGUGGAGUUUCGGCAUUGAACCUUAUGCUGAUCUUCACUUGUGAGUUGUUCCCUACUUGUGUUCGGAACUCAGCUUUGUCUAUGGCUCGCCAAGCACUAGUGUUUGGUGGGGCAUUUGCCCCACCAUUAGUGGCUGCAGGACGGAAUAUUCCGUUUAUCGCAUACGGUGUAUUCGGGGUAGUGAUAGGAGUUUGUGGUUCAUUUGCGAUUUUCUUGCCGGAAACUAGGGGAACUACACUGACGGAUACACUGGAGGAGGAAGAGUUCCAGGCACAAAGGCUAGGUAGUUUUUGGGCUACUCACUAACCGAAAACUAACUCCUGGUUUUAUGCGGUCCAUGCUAUUAUAUAAUGAGUACAAUAUAAAACAAUAGAUAAAUAUAUUAGAAUGUUACAAUAAUAUACAAACACUUAAUAUAGAUUAAAAUUUGAUUAAUGUUUGCAAAAUUAUAUAUGUUUGGUUCAUAUAUUAUAUAAAAUAUCUUUAUGUAUGGAAAAUUAUUAUUCUUUUCCUUCUUAUUUGUUUGUCCAUUAUAGAAAAAGCACACAAACUAAG